This is a messenger RNA of Acaulospora morrowiae, 183 nucleotides long. The record is from the annotation of a GenBank genome assembly. Lineage: Eukaryota; Fungi; Glomeromycota; Glomeromycetes; Diversisporales; Acaulosporaceae.
AUGUCACUGCGACGAAGAACGUUACACACACCAGGACGCCUUUCUAAUCGCUGGAGCGAAGCUCCUCCUUAUUCACCUAUUAUGAAAGGCUUAUUCUUUACACGUCGCUUGGGCCCGCCACCAAAUUCCAAAAUUAGGAACGUGAAAAGGCCCAACCCGGCACGAUCCGGUCUUAGGGCUUGA